AUGUCUCCCCCGGGGGACGCCAGAGAGCCUCUGGGUGGCCACAGCGGCAGUAAAACUCAGGGGGUCAGCGGUUCAGGUGGUCAGGUGGACGCCCUCAUGCUGGAGAGUUCCACGUCCGUCACCUCCUCCCUGCUGGAAUAUAAUGUUCUGCUCUCCGGCCUCAUCGGAGUGGUGUCGUGGAAGAGACCGCUGUCGCUGGUGAUCACAUUCUUCAUGCUGCUCUCUGCAGUCUGCGUGAUGCUCAACCUGGCCGGCUCCAUCCUCUCCUGCCAGAACGCUCAGCUCGUCAACUCUCUGGAGGACUGUCAGCUGCUCAAGUUUGACAGCGAUGGAGUUUGUGUUUGCUGCGAGCUGCAGAAACAGAGCUCGAGCUGCAACAACCUGGGAGAGACUCUGAAGCUGAAUCCACUGAGGGACUGCAACACCAUCCGCCUCCGUCUCAAGGAGCUGCUCUUCAGCGUGUGCGCCCUUAACGUCAUCUCCACCAUUGUGUGCGCUCUCGCCACUGCAAUGUGCUGUAUGCAGAUGGUCUCCACUGAUGUGCUGCAGAUGUUUAUGCCGCACAGAGCGCGAGCCCUGAACGCGGACUGCAUGACCCCCCAUGGAACCAUCCUCCACCAAACACUGGAUUUUGAUGAGUUCAUCCCCCCCAUUCCCCCGCCGCCGUACUACCCCCCGGAGUACACCUGCACCCCCUCGAUGGACGGGCAGAGAGGUCUGCAUCUGGACUUUCCCCACUCGCCCUUCAGUGCCAUCUACGGGGUGCCGAUCAACAGCCCGGGGACGCUGUACCCCACAGACCUGCCCCCCCCAUACGAAUCUGUGGUGGGUCAGACCCCCGCAAGUCAGGUCACCACCAGCAAUGAGCAGCAGGCCACCGAGUCCAGUUUAUGCGAGAGGAACACGACAGCAGGACUCAGCACUCAGGCCUCGGUGGACAGUGCCUCGCUGAUGGUGUCAGAGGUGGCCGAUCAGGACCAGACCUGCUCCUCGGAGGACCUGUGCUCCCUGGAGGUCCAGGGCUCGGACUCCUCCCCCUACGGAACACUCCACACGGCCCCCACGGAUGGAAGCUGCACCAGCCUGGAGCUCUGCACGCGUGACUCCUCGCGGUGCCGCCGUAGCCUGCCUCACGCCGACGCCCGUCCCAGCGAUACCGGCUACAGCGAGUCCUCGCACACCCAGGAGUCGCUGGAACGCUCUCCAGACUGGUCCUCGGAAAACUUUAGCAAUCUGGACCAGGAGGACUCGGCAGAGAACUCGCAUCCAUCCGAGGACCUCAGGGCUUCGAUGCACAUCAGUGACGAGCUGGCAUCGGCCAAAAAUUUACCGGAGGAGCCGCCUAAACCCUCCACACACUCCCUCAUUAAAGCACGGAUGAUGAGCAGGAAGCUCACGCUCCCCGUCACUAUCCCCCCGCCGCCGCAGCCUUGCUCCCCCAUCUCCGUGGCUUCCUCCGGCGGGACGUCGGCGAUCAGCCCUCUGGCUCCCUCUCUGUCCCCGUCCCCUCCCACCAGGCCCCGGGGCCCCAGGCUGUGCUUCAGCGUUUGGUCGCCCUCAUCCACUUCGCAGCCCCCCUCUACCUCAGCCCAGAGUGGCCCCUCGCCCUCGGAGAGGCCCCGGGGGCUCCGGGCAGCCAGGAGGUAUCGCAAACUGGCUCGCAUUGUCCGCUCCACCAGCGACCCCAUCUCCUGCUCCACCACCACAGGAAGAGAAAAUUGUGGCUCGGCCUCAGAAAAUAACCCAGUCGCUGAGGAUUCAACCCAUACAUCACCAGAACAGGAGCCAAGAGAUCAUUCGGCUGAGGUGGUCGGAGCCAAGCCGAGUCAUAUAUGCUUCAGAAAGCAGCAAAAGGAAGGCAGGAAAGUCGACAUCCACCUGAAGCCUCGAUCUCUCAACAUGCACUCCUCCAACGAACGCCCACACUCCCUGGCUGACCUUAAGAUGUACAAAGACACCAAAAUAUUAGUGGCUAAGUUCCUGGAGCACUCGAGCUGCAGCCUACCUCCUGAGGUCCAGCAGGUUGUCAACAACAUCAAGUGCGUCAUUAAAUCAGAUGAGAAACACAUGGAGGAGGCCAUCUUCAGCGCCAACGUCAUAGAUCAGGUGAUGACCCAGAGCAUCAUCGGCAGUCCCAGGAAGCGCGGCCACGAGGACCUUCACCUUCAGAGCUGCGGCGCUUUGAGCUCCUCUCCCUCCCCUUCCCUGCGCCGUCCCAAACACCUCCCACAAACAACCAGCGCGACCCCCAACUCCCUGGAUUCCCCCACCACUGAACAAAGCCUUGAUUGCAGGGAAACUAUUCUCUGACCCUUCUCCCCUUGAAGACUUUCGUUGAAACUCUGAGAGCGUUUCAGGGUGACGGUGUUGCAGACACGCUGUCCCGAGCAGCCGAUGUCCGCGGAGUGCUUAAUAGCUCUUCAGGCGUUUGUAAGAUCGUUUGUUCCUCGCACAGUGUGACUGCAGGACGGAGCAACUGAAAUGCUGUCGUACUGUAUCUCCUAGUGCCCUGUGAGACCGUGCCAAGUCAUCAGCAGAAAUGGUAGCAAACUCAGACUGAGCCUGCCAGUGUCUGUAGUGGCUUCUUUCUCAUCAGAAAAACAAAAGAAUGUUUCUCCCUCAGGGGACCUUUUCUACCGAGUUUCAUCUCUUAAAAAAGAAACAAACACACAGCUGGUACGUUUGGAUCUGUGACCGAAAGACAAAGGAGGUUGUGUUAUCAGUAUUCCUCUUGUCCUCAUGCGAAACGGAGCGAAAUAUGUUUGUAUUAAAACUGUGAACUGACUGGGCAUUACUCGCCAUUUGUUUGCAGACUUUGUGGAAUUGUUACUGAUAGGGUGGUGAAUAUUUUGUGGUUGAAGAACAUCACAGAUGUGGAUUAUAUAACUUACCUCAUUGUGUUACAAUUCUUAUCAGUGUUAUA
Messenger RNA from Salarias fasciatus (jewelled blenny), 2923 nucleotides. RefSeq names its product family with sequence similarity 189 member A1 (gene entrep2). The record is from RefSeq and is a predicted model, not a curated record. The transcript is spliced from 13 exons. Gene Ontology annotation, cellular component: membrane. NCBI's taxonomy places the organism in Eukaryota, Metazoa, Chordata, Actinopteri, Blenniiformes, Blenniidae. The coding region runs from base 1 to 2310 and encodes 769 amino acids.